Monopterus albus (swamp eel) is the source of this 4455-nucleotide messenger RNA. RefSeq names its product collagen, type VI, alpha 2 (gene col6a2). The record is from RefSeq and is a predicted model, not a curated record. Lineage: Eukaryota; Metazoa; Chordata; Actinopteri; Synbranchiformes; Synbranchidae. Bases 226 to 3261 code for a protein of 1011 amino acids. The transcript is spliced from 32 exons.
ACCAGAGCCUGUUUCUGACGGGACCGGGACAGGAGAGCGAACGGACGGUUCUUCUGCGGCAAGUAAACGCGCAUCCAGGGCUUAAUUUCCACUUUCUUCCUCCAGUGUCUAUCCUCUUUAUUCUCGGCUUUCCGUCCUGUUGAGAUGAGGACAUAAUCAGCAGAGGAUUUGCUGCUCACAAAGUUUUGAAGUUGCUGGGAAGAGUCCGGACAGGAGAAAACGAAGAUGCUGGGGUUAGAGGCCAUCCUGCUCUGUCUUCUUUUUGGAGCCCUGGCUGAUGGCCAGGCACCAGAGUGUAACAAGAAGAACGAAUGUCCCAUAGAUGUAUACUUCACCAUAGACACAUCUGAGACCAUUGCUCUGCAGGAGCCGCCCCCUGGAUCACUAGUGGAGAGCAUCAAGAAAUUCACAGAGGAGUUUGUACAGCGUUUAGACGAUGCUGAAUUUAAAGGUGUUGUGCGGCUCAAGUGGAAAAUCGGUGGACUGCACUUCUCCCAGACACAGAGGGUGUUCAGCAACUUCACACUCAAGGAUGAGUUCAUUACUGAGCUCAGAAAAAUCUCAUACUUAGGUAAGGGUACCUACAUUGACUGUGCCCUCAGCAACAUGACCCGGAAGAUCCUAGAAUCACCCUUGUACCCCAGGGCCCUCCGAUUUGCUGUGGUCAUCACUGACGGUCAUGUGACUGGAAACCCAUGUAAGGGAAUCAAGGAAGCAGCAGAGAAGGCUCGUGAUGAGAACAUCCGGAUCUUUGUUGUGGCUGCAUCCAAGAAUGUUGACGAAACAGGGCUGAAAGAGAUUGCCAGCUCUCCAUCAACGGUCUACAGGGAUAACUUCAUGGCUGUGGAUCUGAGCCAGGGCAAGCCGCUCAUACAGACAGACACCAUUGAUCGCAUCAUCAAGACAAUGCAACAUUUGUCGUAUGUAGAGUGCUACAAAGUGUCCUGUGUAGAGACACCAGGGCCUCCUGGUCCAAAAGGCCACAGAGGACAAAAAGGAGCUAAAGGAGACAAUGGGGAACCAGGUCCAAAAGGAGACAGAGGUCAACAGGGAGACCCUGGUAUUGAAGGUCCUAUUGGUCAACCUGGUACUAAAGGAGAGCGGGGUGAUAAGGGCGAGAAGGGAGAGAUAGGAGCUCAGGGGAUGAAGGGUGUGGCCGGCAUCCCAGGACGCAACGGAACUGAUGGACAGAAGGGUAAAAUUGGACGAAUCGGCGCUCCUGGAUGCAAAGGAGACCCAGGCGACCCAGGUCCUAAUGGUCACCCUGGAGACGUCGGUGAACGUGGCUUUCCUGGAACUGAUGGAGAUAAGGGCGAUCCUGGACGACCUGGAAGACCUGGUCCCCCUGGCCUAUCUGGAGAACCUGGACCAAAGGGAGAAAGCGGAAGUCCUGGAUUACCAGGCAUCCCUGGACUGAAAGGAAACCCAGGAGACCGCGGAGGUCCAGGAGUCAAAGGAGAGCUAGGGAGAAGAGGAGACUAUGGGCCAAAAGGUGCUUCAGGACCUGAUGGAAUUAAAGGAGAAAAGGGUGAAAUGGGGCCAGAGGGCCAGAGAGGACUUUCGGGUGAAUCUGGGAACGAAGGAGCAAAGGGAGACAAUGGCCUGCCAGGACCAAGGGGACCACCAGGGGCACCAGGAGAGCCUGGGAGAAAUGGCACCAGAGGUGAUCCUGGUGAUGCUGGACCAAGAGGUGAGCCUGGGCAACAAGGACCAAAGGGAGACCCUGGAAGACCUGGCUUUAGCUAUCCUGGACCAAGAGGACCAUCGGGUGAGAGAGGAGACAAGGGUAGUCGUGGACCUCGUGGUAGCAGGGGAGACUGUGGUCAAAAGGGUGAACCUGGCAAUAAAGGAACUCCGGGAGAGCCAGGUGAGCCAGGGCCUCAGGGUGAACCAGGCCUGAGAGGACCCAGAGGAGAGGGGGGACGUGACGGAGAUCCAGGCCCUGAGGGAGAUCCUGGCCUCACUGAAUGUGAUGUCAUGAAUUACAUCAGAGAGACAUGUGGCUGCUGUGACUGUGAGAAGAUCUGUGGAGCCCUGGACAUUGUAUUUGUGAUUGACAGCUCAGAAUCAGUGGGUCUCACCAACUUCACCCUGGAGAAGAACUUCGUCAUCAACACCAUCAGCAGACUAGGAUCUUUUGCCAAAGAUCCCCAGUCAGAAUCAGGCACAAGGGUGGGAGUUGUUCAGUACAGUCACAGUGGAACCUUCCAGGCCAUCCGGCUCAAUGACCCCAAGAUUGAUUCGCUGCCUGCUUUCAAGGAAGCAGUGAAGAGUUUGGAGUGGAUUGCUGGAGGAACGUGGACUCCAUCUGCUCUGAAGUACGCCUACGACAACCUGAUCAAGGAGAGCCGCAGAGCCAAAGCCAAUGUCACUGUAGUUGUCAUCACUGAUGGACGUUUCGACCCCAGAGAUGAUGAUUCCUUGCUCACCUACCUCUGCACUGAUCCCAAUGUUGAUGUGAGCGCCAUCGGUAUUGGAGACAUGUUCUACCAGGUUGAAGAGAAUGAGAGUUUGAAGAGCAUCGCCUGUCAGAAGGAUGGCAGGGUGCUGGGCAUGAGGCGCUUUGCAGACCUGGUGGCCGAGGAGUUCAUUGACAAGAUUGAGACUGUGCUCUGCCCUGAUCCUAUUGUAGUAUGUCCUGAACUCCCUUGUAAAUCAGAACCUGCUGUGGCUAGCUGUGUUCAGAGGCCAGUGGAUGUGGUGUUCCUCUUGGAUGGUUCCGAGAGGAUGGGACUGGAGAAUCACCGCAGGGCCAAAGAGUUCAUUGAGAAUGUUGCUCGCCGCCUCACACUGGCCAGCAGCUCCACAGAUGAGAGAAAUGCCCGUUUGGCUCUGGUGCAGUAUGGCAGCCCUACAGAACAGAAGGUGGAGUUUGCCCUCACCCACAAUCUCACAGUGAUCUCUGAUUCACUGGCAGCUGUGACCUACUUGGAUUCGUCUUCUGCUCUGGGCAGUGGUAUCAUCCAUGCAGUCAACAAUGUGUUGUCUCAGCAGGCAACCCGUUUGUCUCGUCGCAACGCUGAGGUGGCCUUUGUGUUCAUCACUGAUGGCAUCACAGCCAGUGAGCAGCUAGAUGAGGGCAUAUCUGCUAUGAGAAGAGCAGAAGGCGUUCCUACGGUGAUCGCCAUGGGAACUGACACAGAUGAAGAGGUGUUGCGAAAGGUGUCACUAGGGGACAUGUCAGCCAUCUUUAGAGGAAAUGACUACACCAUGCUGAACAAACCGGCAUUCUUUGAGCGCUUUAUCCGCUGGAUAUGUUAGUGAGGAACUGUAACAUCUACGCCAUAGAAUUAGAAUGGGUAGAAUGAAAGAAAAUUCUUCCUACAGUGUACACUAUAACCUGUAUAGAAAGAUGGGCAACACGUCACCACUUUCUGGUUCUAUGUAAAAGUGAAGCCAAAAUAUUGUGAAUACUGGGGUGGCCAUCUUGCUUUUGUGAUGCAUUUUGCAACCAGAUUCUGUGCAUUAGCAACCAGAAGUGAAGCCGCAGUAUCAGGCCAACAGUCAAAGCUGUCAAGCCUCCAAAGUAUGGCCCUUUUUUAUAAUCAAAUAACUUAUUAAAAUUUGACUUAUCAGACCAUUUGUACACAAAUCAGCAUGAUAGUAUCUACCUGUAAUGACAGAAAUCACAUUUUGGAAAAAGUAACUUGAUUCGUACUUUGAAUUUUCAGUGUGGCUCAUGUCCCAUCUGCUAAGAUGGAGGAGGCAGAAUUUAUGACCUAUACUAGAAUCAGUCACUUCACUCCAGGGCAGUUGUCACAUUGUCCAUUUUUAUAUACAGUCUACGGUGUCCACAUAAACACAGAGGCAUGAACGCACCUCUGUUAUCAUUAUCAUUUUGAAUGAUGGGCGUAAGCACUGAGAUGACUCCAUAUCUUGUCUUUAUGUUAGAAGAUACAGAAGCCAAAAUAAUCUGUUCAGGACUAACACAAACAGAAACAGACACACACACAGGCAUGCAAUAUUUGUAAUGUGUUUAUUCUAUUUGUUCUAAAUCUAUGGUCAGCACUUCCAGCCAAAGACGCUCAGAAGUAUCCAAGAGGAGAAGUGUUUGAAUAGUGAAUGUGUACGAAACAAAAUGUAGGCUUUGUUUUGUUUGAAUUUUGUACUGAUUUUCAGUUUGCAGAAAAUAAUUCUCUCUUUCUCUUUCUUUUCACAAAGUCACAUUAUUCAUAUUAAAGGUGCUAAAACAGUUAAAAGGACAAAGCUAUUUGACCAACUUUUUUACAUCAUUUUAUGCUGUAAUUACUGUUGUUUGUUCAUGGGAUAAAAACAUGCAGACAUGUGUUUUCCAGGGAAACAAAAUCACACAUAAAUGCCCCACACUCAACCACACAAGAAUCACACAUACACACUCAAACACACAUAUAGUCAACUGCACAUUCACUGACUGACAAAUAGAACCAUAUCUGUAAAAAUUAAAUACAAAUAAAGUGUAAUGUGGUGACCCCUAAA